Molecule: messenger RNA, 1921 nt
Organism: Lutzomyia longipalpis
Lineage: Eukaryota; Metazoa; Arthropoda; Insecta; Diptera; Psychodidae
Gene: PICK1
Product: PRKCA-binding protein
Exons: 5
Coding region: 343-1881 (512 amino acids)
Biological process (GO): intracellular protein transport; regulation of Arp2/3 complex-mediated actin nucleation; receptor clustering
Cellular component (GO): trans-Golgi network membrane; postsynaptic density; synaptic vesicle
Molecular function (GO): protein domain specific binding; phospholipid binding; protein kinase C binding
Source: RefSeq, a predicted model, not a curated record
AACGUCAGUAGUGAUAAGGAAAAUUCUACAAAAGUGUUUUCUCAUUGAAGAAAAUAAUUUUCAUUGCAUUUUCCGUGUCAUUUAAUUCAUUUUAGUGGCAAAAAAUUAGCAAAAUUUUAGCACAAGAGUAGUGAAACCCUCGUAGUUCAAAAUGCUGGAUGAAUAUCAAGAUGAUUACUUUUUAGAAGAGGAUAAGAUGUAAAGACACACUACAAAGUGCCCCUUUCCAACUGAAAGUCGCAUGGAGGCUUCCUCUGGCAGUUUAAUGUUCCUUGUUCUUUGAGUUUUUGGUGUUCUUGCGUUAUUUGAUUUAGAUAAUUCUUUUUUUUUUUUAAUUCAACUAUGUGGCACUACCAAAGACUACCCCUAUACUAUGAUUUUCUCUUUGAGGAGGACACCAAAUCUAAUACAACACCACAAGAUCCGUCUGUGGCACCACCCCCGGAAUCCGCGAAUGUGCUUCCUGAGUCGGUGAUUGUUGAUCUUGUUGGUUGCCCCAUGUUAAGUGCUGACCAAUCUAAUGCCAUCCUUCAAAAUAGAGAAAUUCAACGACUGGGGAUGACGGUGACUUCAGGAACAGUUGUAAUCAAGAAAGAUUCCUCAAAUCUCAUUGGGAUCUCCAUUGGUGGCGGAGGGCCUCUCUGUCCAUGCUUGUAUAUUGUUCAGGUCUUUGAUGGCACCCCUGCAUGCCGAGAAGGAACUCUCCAGAGCGGAGAUGAGCUUCUCGGUGUGAACGGGCAGUCGGUGAAAGGAAAAACCAAAGUGGAAGUUGCAAAGAUGAUUCAGGGGGCUGCCGAUGAGGUCACCAUUCACUACAACAAGCUGCACGCUGAUCCAGCCCAGGGGGAAUCUCUGGAUAUUAUUCUGAAGAAGGUGAAGCAUCGCCUUGUUGAGGGAAUGUCCAGCAGUACGGCUGACACGCUGGGACUCUCCCGGGCUAUCCUCUGCAAUGAUUCCCUCGUGAAGCGCCUGCAGGAGCUCCAAGGCACUGAAGCUAUGUACCGUGGACUUGUUGAGCACGCCAAGAGGAUGCUAAAGGCGCAUUUUGAUCUUCUGCAGACGUACCAACAGUUUGGUUGUGUCUUUGCUGCCAUCAGUGUCCGAGAACCUCAAGCGAGGGCUUCGGAGGCUUUCCGGCUAUUUGGUGAAAUGCACCGGAACAUGGAGAGAGAUGGCGUGAAGAUGCUUAAAACCCUGAAGCCUGUUCUAGCUGAUGUUGGGACGUACCUCCACAAGGCUAUUCCGGACACAAAGCUAACAAUCCGUCGGUAUGCCGAUGCCAAGUUCACCUAUCUCUCGUACUGUUUGAAGGUGAAGGAAAUGGAUGAUGAGGAACAUAGCUAUGCUGCCCUCCAGGAACCCCUGUAUCGCGUUGAAACAGGCAACUACGAGUAUCGCCUUAUCCUGCGUUGCCGGCAGGAAGCUCGAGCACGAUUCGCGCGUCUCCGGAGUGAUGUUCUCGAGAAAAUGGAACUUCUCGAGAGUAAGCAUGCACGUGAUCUCACGGGGCAGCUUAAGCGCUUCAUUGAGGGUCUGGCCAUCCUCGCUCAGGACACCACAGAACGCCUUCAGGCACAUGCUAAUCUCUUCCCUGUUGAAGUGGAUCUCAAACCGAGUGCAUUCCAGUACAAAUCCCCCACUAUUGAGUCCCCACCGGAAGAUGAUGACGUCACAGAAGCAGCUGAGAAUCCCAACUUGGAUUCGAUGAUUCUCAAUUUGGACACCUUGGAAUCUCCCACGGAGGAAAGUAGAGAUUUGCUAAUGGAAUUGGGGCUCAAUGAUAUUGAUUUGAGUCAAAAUAUGAGCGAUGGCACACAAUUGGCAUCCUUGCUGGAGAAAAACUCCGUUGAUGAUCUUCUUGCGCCGGAUUUAAUAAAUUAAAUUGAAUAUUCAUUUGAUUAAAACUUUUUUCUGCCUCUGA